This is a messenger RNA of Rana temporaria (common frog), 1416 nucleotides long. Its product is annotated as tripartite motif-containing protein 14-like. NCBI's taxonomy places the organism in Eukaryota, Metazoa, Chordata, Amphibia, Anura, Ranidae. Bases 1 to 1416 code for a protein of 471 amino acids. The transcript has a single exon. The record is from RefSeq and is a predicted model, not a curated record. Gene Ontology annotation, molecular function: protein binding; zinc ion binding.
AUGGCAUGUGCUGAUCUUCAAGGCCGGCCGAGGUGCGGCUUCAAUACCGUCUCUGUGAGAGGCAGCGCAGAUACACCUCAGAGUCCUGUGGAAUGGACCAAAGAAAGUCCAGUCUUCUGCACCUACUGUAUCAACUCUAAGGUACCUGCCGCGAAGACCUGCGGGACGUGCGAGGCUUCGCUUUGCCAGCAGCACCUAGCGAGACACAGCGGAUCCCACACCCAUGACUUAUUCGAACCCACGGCUUCCCUAGACACCAGAAAAUGCUCCAUACACAUGAGGCCUCUGACCCACUACUGCUCCAAGGACUCCACCAUUCUCUGCCAUAGCUGCUUGGUGGUCGGAGAACACAGGGGGCACGAGGUGGAGUCUCUCCAGGAAGCUUCUGAGAAAAAGAAGGAAAAACUGGGAAAUGCUCUGCAUAAACGUCGUUUGAGGAAAGAGAGAACUCAAAACAGAAUUAAAAGUUUGCAGGAGAAGAUUAUCGACACCAACAAAAAAGGAUACACUAUAACCAGUCGCAUAUCGUCCUUUUUUACCGACCUCAGGGGACAACUCGAAGCUCAGGAGAGACAGAUGGUCCAGGAGGUCUUAAGUCAGCGGCAGAUGGUUAUAGACUCCAUUCACGAGCAGAUCCAAAACCUGGAAAAAAAAUCGAAGGACCUUUCCGAACAGAUAUUGUACACGGAGGAGCUGUGCCAAAUGACCGAUCCAUUGGCAGUCAUGCAACAGCAGAAGUUUGGGACCUCUAACACGUCCCUGGUUGAGGAGGCCCUAAGAAGAAUGAGUGAUCAACCAAGUACCAAAGAACUGGACGAUGUGUUCAUCUCCAUGACUCUGCACAAUAAUCUGAUUAAAAUUCUAAAUAAAGCAAGGCAAAAGUUUCGCAUCCCGGAGGCCUCUAAUAUGGUGCUCAACGCGGACACGGCUGGGGAUUUCGUCUACAUUUUGGGAGACGGGAAAACUGCCUGCAAGUCAAAGCUGAACCAGCUUCGUCCCGAGAUCCCAGAAAAGUUUUACUGCCCUCAGGCACUCAGUAGCCAGAGGUUUUCUGCCGGCCAACACGCCUGGGAGGUCGAGGCUGGCGGCAGCGGGGACUGGAUGGUAGGGGUGGCCUAUCCCAGCAUAGAAAGGAAAGGACACCUCUCCUACCUCGGGAUCAAUAACAAAUCCUGGUGCUUAGGAAAAUGGAACAAUAAAUAUUCCGUCAAGCAUAAUGUCGGAGAAACACUUGUAGAUGCUGAACCGACCUGUGACAGAUUUGUUAUAUAUCUGGACUACGAUGCCGGGCAGUUGUCCUUCUAUCAGCUUAGCAAUCCCAUCAAUCAUUUGCACACCUUUACAGCAAUUUUCACGGAGCCCCUCCAUGCCGCCUUCACUGUAGAAGAUGAUGCCUGGGUGAGAAUCCGGAGCUAG